Molecule: messenger RNA, 1097 nt
Organism: Mesitornis unicolor (brown roatelo)
Lineage: Eukaryota; Metazoa; Chordata; Aves; Mesitornithiformes; Mesitornithidae
Product: cGMP-specific 3',5'-cyclic phosphodiesterase-like
Exons: 10
Biological process (GO): signal transduction
Molecular function (GO): protein binding; 3',5'-cyclic-GMP phosphodiesterase activity
Source: RefSeq, a predicted model, not a curated record
CACAUAAUAAUAAUGUUAUAUUCUUCAGGGACUAUGAUACAAACAAAAUCAAUUAUAUGUAUGCUCAGUAUGUCAAGAAUACGAUGGAGCCUCUCAACAUCCCAGAUGUCUGCAAAGACAGAAGAUUUCCCUGGACAAAUGACGAUGCAGAAAAUGUAAGUCAGCACAUAAGGAGUUUGCUGUGUACACCAAUAAAAAACGGGAAAAAGAAUAAGGUGAUAGGGGUUUGCCAACUUGUGAAUAAGAUGGACGAAAACUCAGGCAAAAUAAAGGCUUUCAACAGAAAUGAUGAACAGUUCCUGGAAGCAUUUGUCAUCUUCUGUGGCUUGGGGAUCCAGAAUACACAGAUGUAUGAAGCUGUAGAAAGAGCCAUGGCCAAACAGAUGGUGACAUUAGAGGUUCUCUCAUACCAUGCUUCUGCUGCUGAGGAGGAAACGAGGGAGCUGCAGGUAACAGCGGCUGCUGUAGUACCAUCCGCACAGUCUCUCAACCUAACUGACUUCAGCUUCAGUGAUUUUGAGCUAUCAGAUUUUGAAACAACGCUGUGUACAAUUCGAAUGUUCACAGACCUCAACCUGGUGCAAAAUUUCCAAAUGAAACAUGAGGUUCUGUGCAGAUGGAUUUUAAGUGUAAAGAAAAAUUAUCGGAAAAAUGUUGCUUAUCACAAUUGGAGACAUGCCUUUAAUACAGCACAGUGCAUGUUUGCGGCUUUAAAAUCUGGUAAAAUUCAGAGCAAACUGACUGACUUAGAAACACUGGCUUUGCUGAUAGCAACUCUAAGCCAUGAUUUGGAUCACAGGGGAGUGAACAACUCUUACAUACAAAGAAGCGAACAUCCACUGGCUCAGCUGUAUUGCCACUCCAUCAUGGAGCAUCAUCAUUUUGAUCAAUGCCUUAUGAUCCUGAAUAGUCCAGGAAAUCAGAUUCUCAGCAGCCUUUCCAUUGAAGAAUACAAGGCCACACUGAAAAUGAUAAAACAAGCCAUUCUUGCCACAGACCUCGCACUAUACAUAAAGAGAAGAGGAGAAUUUUUUGAACUUCUAAGGAAGAAGCAAUUUAAUUGGGAAGAUCCUACACAGAAGGAGCUAUUUUUGUAA